Paramecium tetraurelia is the source of this 124-nucleotide messenger RNA. RefSeq lists its product as uncharacterized. The record is from RefSeq and is a predicted model, not a curated record. The transcript has a single exon. The annotation marks the transcript as partial. NCBI's taxonomy places the organism in Eukaryota, Ciliophora, Oligohymenophorea, Peniculida, Parameciidae.
AUGUCUCAAUUUUCUAAGCAGGAAGAUACCUAUACCAACGGAGAAUUUAUCAUUCAUGCAUCAUAAUUGAUCAGUAGGGGACAAUUUGAUUUCAUGCUGUACGAAUAAAUACAACUGGCCUCCC